This is a messenger RNA of Zea mays, 784 nucleotides long. Its product is annotated as pathogenesis-related protein 1. The coding region runs from base 85 to 600 and encodes 171 amino acids. Gene Ontology annotation, cellular component: extracellular region. The transcript has a single exon. NCBI's taxonomy places the organism in Eukaryota, Viridiplantae, Streptophyta, Magnoliopsida, Poales, Poaceae. The record is from RefSeq and is a predicted model, not a curated record.
UCCAUUGUUGUUACCAACGCACAGACUAGCUAAACAUCACAGUAUUACACACUGACAGAUCAACGACAAUAAGCUUUGUCAGCAAUGGAGGUAGUCUCGUCGAAGCUAGCUUGGUUCGCGCUCGCGUUCACCGUGGUGGCCGCCGCCGCUGCCGGCCGUGUCGUCUCGGCCCAGAACACGGCGCAGGACUUCGUGAACCUGCACAACUCCCCGCGCGCGGACGUGGGCGUCGGGAACGUGGCCUGGAACACCACGGUGGCGGCGUACGCGCAGAGCUACGCGAACCAGCGCGCGGGCGACUGCCGGCUGGUGCACUCCGGCGGGCCCUACGGGGAGAACCUGUUCUGGGGCUCGGCGGGCUACGCCUGGACGGCGUCGAACGCCGUGGGAUCCUGGGCGGCGGAGAAGCAGUACUACAACCACGCCACCAACACCUGCUCCGCUCCGUCCGGCCAGUCGUGCGGCCACUACACGCAGCUGGUGUGGCGCGCCUCCACUGCCAUCGGAUGCGCCCGCGUCGUCUGCAGCAACAACGCCGGCGUCUUCAUCAUCUGCAACUAUUACCCGCCGGGCAACGUGAUUGGACAGAGCCCUUACUAGCAACCUCUAUAUAUAUACGUACUUGCAAUAAUCCGCGCUAUAUCCACAAGUGUGUGUAACCUACUAACCUACAUACAUUUGUGAGCAGCAGCAUCAAUCAUACGCGCGUGUGAUGCCAUGCAUGCCAGCAUGAGUUGUUACAUAUGUUCGCCCCGCAUAUGCAUUUCAAGAUUUAAUUUCUUCA